This is a messenger RNA of Chelmon rostratus (copperband butterflyfish), 5675 nucleotides long. Its product is annotated as isocitrate dehydrogenase [NADP], mitochondrial-like. Lineage: Eukaryota; Metazoa; Chordata; Actinopteri; Chaetodontiformes; Chaetodontidae. Bases 95 to 1456 code for a protein of 453 amino acids. The transcript is spliced from 11 exons. Gene Ontology annotation, molecular function: isocitrate dehydrogenase (NADP+) activity; NAD binding; magnesium ion binding. Gene Ontology annotation, biological process: isocitrate metabolic process. Gene Ontology annotation, cellular component: mitochondrion. The record is from RefSeq and is a predicted model, not a curated record.
GUCACCUGUCUAACGGGAUCUACCGGCUCGUCGUUCAUUCAUAGGAAAAUAGAGUCCAGUCGCAGUGACCGCGUCCGACACAGUCCCAGCAAACAUGGCGGGUUACCUGAAAGCCCUGGCGGCCGCGUCGAGAGGUACAGCCGCCGCUCUGUCGCCACACGCCGCCGUGCUCUCACCGGCCGCCGUCUGCCAUCACAGACUCCAGCAGAGGAACUAUGCCACGAAGCGCAUCAAGGUGAACCAGCCGGUGGUGGAGAUGGACGGGGAUGAGAUGACUCGCAUUAUAUGGGAGUUCAUCAAAGAGAAGCUCAUUCUAUCCAACGUCGAUGUUGAGCUGAAGUACUUUGACCUGGGGCUGCCCUACCGCGACCAGACAAACGACCAGGUCACCAUCGACUCCGCUCUGGCAACCAAGAAAUACAACGUGGCGGUCAAGUGUGCCACCAUCACCCCGGAUGAGGCCCGAGUUGAGGAGUUUAAGCUAAAGAAGAUGUGGAAGAGCCCUAAUGGAACCAUCAGGAACAUCUUGGGCGGCACAGUUUUCCGUGAGCCGAUCCUUUGUAAAAACAUCCCUCGUCUCGUUCCCGGUUGGACACAGCCCAUAACAAUCGGCAGACACGCUUUUGGCGACCAGUACAGGGCCACAGACUUUGUAGUUGACCAGCCUGGCAAGUUCAAGAUGGUGUUUUCCCCAGCGGACGGAGGCAAGCAGAAGGAGUGGGAGGUGUUUGACUUUACCGCAGGGGGCUGUGGGAUGGGAAUGUACAACACUGAUGAGUCCAUCAGUGGGUUUGCUCACAGCUGCUUCCAGUAUGCCAUCCAGAAGAAGUGGCCUCUGUACAUGAGCACCAAGAACACCAUCCUCAAGGCCUACGACGGGCGCUUCAAAGACAUCUUCGAGGACAUCUUUGAGAAGAAGUACAAGUCAGAGUUCGACAAGCUGAAGAUCUGGUACGAGCACCGGCUCAUUGACGACAUGGUGGCUCAGGUCCUGAAGUCUUCUGGAGGAUUUGUUUGGGCCUGCAAGAAUUACGAUGGAGACGUGCAGUCAGACAUUGUGGCUCAGGGUUUUGGUUCUCUAGGCCUCAUGACAUCAGUACUAGUGUGUCCUGACGGCAAGACUAUUGAGGCCGAGGCUGCCCACGGCACCGUCACCAGGCACUACCGAGAACACCAGAGGGGAAGACCAACCAGUACUAACCCCAUUGCUAGCAUCUUUGCUUGGACCAGAGGGCUGGAGCACAGAGGCAAACUGGACGGAAAUCCCGACUUGAUAAAGUUCUCCCAGACGUUAGAAAAAGUCUGCGUGGAAACGGUGGAAAAUGGCGUGAUGACCAAGGACCUUGCAGGCUGCAUCCAUGGCUUGGCCAACUGUAAGCCGAACGAACAUUAUGUCAACACAUCUGACUUCCUGGAUGCUAUCAAGACCAACCUGGACAAAGCUCUGGGUAACUGAAGAACAGUCGGAAGACACGCUUGCCUUUGUAGAGACACAAACUCUGUCUGGAGAUUUUAGCUUGUUUUUACCGUCCAUUUGUAUGAACCUUUGUAUCCAAUUUUGAAGGACCCAAAUUUAUUACUUUUUGUGCCAUUUUUGUAUUUGUAUAACUCACAGACACAUUACUCUUGUGGCCAGUGGUGGUCAGCUUUUCAUUUUUGUAUUGCAUAAUUAACUGAUUGUCCUGUAAAGGCCGUUACACAGCGGGGACCAAAUCAAUGACAAAUGAAUGACAGGAAAAUGCAUCAGAACUAUUCGUACCGGCAGCAACAGGGGCAACACUUGUUCAGAAGGUUUGAAUAGAUUCACGGAAGCUCGUUCUUCAGAGGAAAGCAUUCGACCUCAACCAGUGAUGAUAAUCUUGUCCGCCUCCACCUCACAGACACACACACAGAGGGACAGAGGGACAGACAGGAAAGGGAAAACACAAGGAAUAACUGAUAAUACUUAUGUCCUUUGCCAUAUAAUACAGUGUGAUGAGAAACACAAUCAACAGGGGCGCCAUUGUCAUUAGGAGCUGUGAUGUGAUGUUGCCUCUGCACAAAGUUCAUUAAUGCCUUUUUUUCUGCUGUGAACGAUCAGCAGAAUCAACCUUUUUCCCCAAAAAAACAUAAUAUUCCUGCUCACGACAAAAAGCUAGUUUGAAAAUAUAUAUUGACAUGCGAAUUAAUCGCAUGGAAAAAACGCCCCUGUGUGUAAAGGCCUGAAGGAUGAAUUUAAAGGCUAAGGUUAACUUAUAAUGGGGAUUUCAAAGAAGUUUCAAUCUUUCACAUUUAAUUAGAGGGUACCUCCAGGUCAACAGAAACAAGGACAAUAUUGCCAUGUUUUGCACAAUCACCAUGAAUCUUAAAAAGAAAUAGUGAUUGUUAAUCACUCAAUGACAAGAAGUGUGUGGAGAGUCCUUUUUCUGCUUGGUCGUCGUUUUGUCCUUUACUUCAGCAGCAACACUUUUCAGUGCUGUUAUCCUGAACAGUGGGGCAGUGGUUACCAUUACGCCUCUAGAGGAGCCUUGAGAAUGAUUCAAUGAGACAUCAGGUAAGGAACACGAAGUAGUGCUCAACUUAAACCUCAGUCACAUAACCCCUAAGAAUCACUAAUAGAAAUGUCAUCUGUAUGCAUUUAAUUUAUGCACUUCUGAGCCUCUGUCCAUCAGUGCAUUCAUGCAGUGUCUUACACUGAUUCAACAGCUGUCACGUGCACCCUCCUGUGCACGACAGUGAGUAGUGUUUGCGCCAGCAGGGGACCGGACCUGGUGGGAGUUUUAGCAAAGCUCUUUGCUUACUGUGGUGACAACUACAGUCUAUCACGGAUGUCGACAUGGUCACAGUCAGCCAGCGAUGUCGUGUAUUGUGAAUGAAUGCUCAUCCUUCAUUGUAGCACUCCAAAAGAAGCACUGGUUUUAAAUUCCCACUGCUCCUGUCAGAAUUGAUUCUGGGCAAAAUUGCUCCUGUAGAUCAGUUUUGAUGGCUGAAAAGAAGAAGAAAAAGUUGAGGUUUGUGGCAGGUAAAAGUUACCUGAAUUUGUCUUGGAGCAAUGUUUCUGUUCAUGUAGAUUGCCUGGUUUUCAUUAUGUUACUACUCACAAUAACCUGUAAUUAGCCAAAGCAAACACGCCUUUAGAAAGUAUGUGAAUAGGCUCUCAUCAGGCAAACAUACACACACUGACAGAACAACAGUUUGGUAUCACAUUAUCCUUGUUGCUCACUGUCGAUAUAAAGCAUUUGGUGCUUUAAAGUCCAGACAGAGGUUGACUUCACACCUGGACCACUCGCCAAAGAAUAUGCUAGUCUGUCUUUCCCAGUCACUGAAAAGUCAAAGAAAAUGAACAAGGUACCUCUAAUACAAAAUUACCAGAAAUUAGCAUUUAGAUUACCUUUUCCCUCUUUUUUUAAAAAUGUCCUCCUGGAAGAACAUUCCCACAGAAGUGCUAAGUGUUGAAGAACGUCACAUACACAAUGGCAAACCUUCCGCCUCUCUGCUGCCUCCUCAUGCUGGCUCCUCCCGCCAAAUCCUCAAUUUCAAAUGGUAGCAAAAUGAGUCAUUCGACCUGUGAAACCUCGCGCCUCAUACAACUCACUUUCCAUGGCGGGAGACACCACUACUACUCAUCUUCUCAUAGACGCCCCAGGGCAGAUCGCCCCAGGCGUCAGAGGCAGCUGUGAUGCCGCCUAACAGCGGGAUUAGGGGCAAGUACAUCACAUCCACACACCACGCCCCCCUCCCCCCUCUGAAUUUAGAAAGCCUGAAAAACAGAGCCAGGAGGAGGCGCAGAAGUCAAUUUUCUCUCAGAGCGCUUGAGUUACAAAAUGCUGAAAGGUUAUUAUGGAAUUUUUGCCCAAUGACGCCAACAAUAAAUUGCCUACUGCAGCUUUAAUAUGAUCUGCAGCCAUAAAAGAGUCAUAACUCACAGUGCAGAUUUAACAGUGGUAAGGUCCUUACUGGAGUUCACUGAGGCUUCAGAAAGGCUUUAGAAACUUCAGUUCCCACAACAGGUUGUGUCCUGAGGCAAGACACUGACCCCAAGCAGCUGACUGCAUGAAAUAAAUGAAAAAACAUGCUGAACAGACGAGCUUACCCAUUAAUAUAAAGGUUUCCCCUUUUCACUUAGUAAAUAAGUGAGACAUCUGUCUUAUGAUGUCUAAUAGGGAGCACAUCACAUUUAACAAACACACACACACACACAACUCUCUUAAUUCUAUUUGUUUCUUCAUACCAACGAUUUAAAUGUUUUUUAAAUGAGUUUUUCCUCAUUUAAGUAAUUGAAUAUGUAUCAGAUUUGUGUGUUGUCAAGCACUGAAUUACUAACAAGUUAGGGUGCUGUAAUAGCUCUGCCCAUGUGCUCAGACUGUGGCCUUACUGCAGCGGCUGGGAUGAUGAUGAUGAUGUCACUGGUCCGUUUGCAGUGUUUUUGCCUAAAGACCUGUGCUGUAUUUUUUAGCAAAUAUAUGCCUGCAGAUGACUAAAACUGAUAAUAGCACAGAAAAUAAAUAUUUUGCAUGUUUUUCUCUAAUGGUCUAGAUGUACCUGGACGAUUAGCACAUCUGCCAGCUAACUCGAAAUGAUCAAACAGCUUUCGGUGGAUGAUUAUGGUGUUUUGGCCUAAAUAUUUUACUGAAUUGGAUCGUCUGGACUUCGGCAAUAUAACCACACCAUUUUUGUCUGUGUGUUAUCGAUCAGUGGAUUACUAUGAGAUUCCAUCAGAGAAUUGCUCCAAUUUUAUAACUGUUUGUUUCUUUGUUGUUGCAGUUGAUUGUAUCUGCUCUUGUGAUUGUAUCUUAAUUGGUUUUAAUCAAUUGAUUCAUGAGAAUCUGUCCAUCAAAACUUAAAACACAGCAGUUGUGUACUUUUCACAUCAUCAGUACCAUCAGUACUCACACAGCCCGCCGACGGGCCGUCGGAAGUGUUAAGAAGUGUCUAAAGCCGUGCUAGCCUCGCAUAGCCAGACCAAUCUCUACAGCGCUGUACAGCCAUGCUAGCAGCUCUGUGAGGUUGUGGCUUACUUUGUCACAGUAGUGCUUUGAGCUACAUGCUAACAUGCUCAUAAUGAAAUUGCUAACAUGCUGAUGCUAAGCAGGUACGAUGUUUAUCAUGAUCAUCUUAGUUUAGCAUCUUAGCAUGCUAACAUUUACUAAUCAGCAUUAAAUGCAAAGUAGAAUUGAGUUUGUUGGGAAUGUCAUUACUUUUGCAGACACUUGGUUUUAAACCAAAGUACACAUUGUAAUCUCAACCAGAAGGCAGUGCUAGCUGAAAAGUUAAGGUAUCACCAAAGUUAAUAGAAUUUACCCUGAAGCAGACAUGUGUGAAACACAUGGCCACUCGUCCAAUAGUUAAUAGACAUUUCAUUUCAAACCAUAGAUGUCAGCCUCAUGGUGGCGCCUCAGAAAAAGUCAAAGGAUCACCAAAGUCAUUAGGAUUCAUCCUCCAGAGACCAUGGGCAUCUGAACUAAAUUUCAUGGCAAUCUGCUAUUUGUUGAGAUAUUUCAGUCUGGACCAAACUGGUGGACCUACUAACAGACUAGCACUGCCAUCCCUGGAGCUGCAAGCAUGGCUAAAAAUACCGGAGUGAGAGGAUUACCCCCUCGAACAGUGACAGAUUAAAACACCAGUCUCCAUCAUUUAAACUAGAGAACCUUUAUUAAAUAAUUCAUGGUCAAUUUCCAUGAGGUCUCAGUUUUAUA